CGAUAACCGACCACGAACAGCUGUUGUAUGCGCAUUUUAUUUUGUUUGCAUUUGAAUAAAUAUAGAAAAUGUGCAUUUAAAUUUUAAAAUGACGCUACAAUGCCGAGUCUGCGGGGGCGUCAUCUACAAUGCAAAGGCUAAAAAUCUAUUCCAGAAGGAGAACUCUAAGCUGCUAAUGAACAUCGAGUUGGUGGUCGGCAUUUUGCUCUUUGAUGAUCCAGAGCUGCCGAGAUGCAUAUGUGCUUGUUGUUUGCACGACUUGAAUCAGGCAAUCGUGUUCCGAAAUCACUGCAUCCAGACUCAGAAGAACCUGUUGGAGAAACAACGUCGCAGCAGGACUCCUGUAGAGGACUAUGAUGAGGACACAGAAAUUAAGCAUGAGAUUGAAAUGGAUACUGAGCUGGCGGCCAUGUCGGCUGGUGAUAUGGACGAUGCCUAUGAAAAUGUAGAAGAGCUGUUAGACCCAGAAGAGGACGACGACGAUCCACAGAGCCAAAAUAGUGAUGAGGCGGAGGAUACUGCGCAGGAUGCAGACUCUCUGAUAACGAGUCUAAAGAAAGAGCUGGGUAGCAUUUAUGAUAGCAGCGAUGACGAUGACGGUGACGAGUUACCGGAAUUGUCCGACUCAAGCAACUCAGACGGCGGAUACUCUCCCACCGAAGAGUUGUCACCAGUGUCGAUUACCCAAACCAGGAAAAGAGGUCGACCCAUGAAAGUUGCAACUACCACAACGCCAGCUAGCCGAGCCAAAAAAUACAUGACUUGGAAAAACUUGACAGAGGAGGAGAUAGUCGAAAGGAAGCGUCAACAGCGUCGCCGAGAUUGUGUCUGCGAGCAGUGCGGCAGGCACUUCACCGAUCAGAGCAACUUCAAAUUGCACAUGCUGAGGCAUACGGGCAUUAAGAAUUUUGCCUGCCCGGACUGUGGCAAAAAGUUCUACACAGAUCAUUUGCUGUCGCUUCACCAAAGGAUUGUGCACAGAGGCGAAAAGCCCUAUGCCUGUAAAUACUGCAACAAGUCAUUUCACAAUAGCACAACCCGCGUCAUCCACGAGCGAAUUCACACAAAUGCUCGACCGUAUCCCUGUAACCAUUGCAGUAAAAGUUUCAGCUCGGCAUCUGGUCGCAAGCGACAUGAAUUAAUACACACUGGCGUGAGAGCAUUUUACUGCGAAACCUGCGAUCAAACUUUCCAGCGCAACACACACCUAAAGGCUCAUCUUCAAUCAAAGAUGCAUGUUAUGAAGGAAAAACGUAAGGAUUUUCCUAGUACGGAGAAAGUUUAAGCAAUUAUAAGAUUAAAGUCAUUCAAUAUUUCGUAUGUAUAUAUGUA
Messenger RNA from Drosophila guanche, 1332 nucleotides. Its product is annotated as transcription factor Ouib. The transcript is spliced from 4 exons. Gene Ontology annotation, molecular function: RNA polymerase II cis-regulatory region sequence-specific DNA binding; zinc ion binding; DNA-binding transcription factor activity. The coding region runs from base 89 to 1285 and encodes 398 amino acids. Gene Ontology annotation, biological process: regulation of transcription by RNA polymerase II. The record is from RefSeq and is a predicted model, not a curated record. NCBI's taxonomy places the organism in Eukaryota, Metazoa, Arthropoda, Insecta, Diptera, Drosophilidae. Gene Ontology annotation, cellular component: nucleus.